This is a messenger RNA of Entamoeba histolytica HM-1:IMSS, 1485 nucleotides long. RefSeq lists its product as uncharacterized. Lineage: Eukaryota; Evosea; Mastigamoebida; Endamoebidae. Bases 1 to 1485 code for a protein of 494 amino acids. The record is from RefSeq and is a predicted model, not a curated record. The transcript has a single exon.
AUGGAAGGUUUUAAUCUUCGUCAUCCUUUAAAUUUAUUAGCAAAUGAAUGGAUUUCUCAUUUUCCUGUUAAUAUAUUUAACUCUUCACUUAAUUUUUUACGUAUGAAUGUUCAAUCAUUUUUUGAUAGAUGUAAUGAAUCUAAAAAUGAUAUUAAACAUUGGAGUAUUGCAUUUUUUAAUAAAUCAGAAUAUCCUGAAAUUAAAAAAAUGUUUAAAAAACCAAAUGAAAGAAAAAAACAUUUAAGUAAAGUAACACAACAACAAACACCACAGAAAGAACUUAUUAAUAAACAAAAAAUUGAAAAAAAAUCAAGACUAAGUGAAACAUCAAAAAAGAAUAGAAAAUCACAUUAUUCUAUUCAAAUUAAAAAUGGUGUUGAAGAAUUUAUGUUAAAUAAAUCAAAAGGAAAUCAUAUUGGAGGAAAUAUUGUUAAUUCACUUGCAAAACAAAAUGGUGUUGAAAAAUCAAGUAUUAUUAAAGAUCUUAAAGAACAUGGAAUUACUCUUCAAAGAGUUAAAUUAAUUAAAUUAAAAUAUGAUAAAUCUUGGAAAGAAGAAUGUGAAAAAACAAUUCAAUUAUUUGAUUAUUCAAUUUUUAAUAUAUUACAAAUUCAACCAUUUUUAGAACUUAUUUAUUGUAUUGAUCAAAUAGGAAUUGAAUAUAAUUCAUUAUCUCUUAAUGAAACAGAAAUAUUUACUUAUUCACAAACAUCUGAUCCUGUUCAAAGAACACGUGAUAGUUUUGAUGAUUGUAUUAUUGGUUGUAUUAAUGCAAGAGGAGAAAUAAUUCAAACUAUUACUUGUUGUGAUAAAUUUACUUCAGAACAAUUAUCAUUGAUUUAUCCUAAUAACUGUUUUGAAAUUGGUGAUGAUUUUCAAUUUACUAAACAAUUUCUUUGGAAAUGGUUUAAUGAACAAUUUAUUAAAAAAGUAAAUCAAACUCGUGAAAAACUUCAAUUAAAACAACAUAAAGAAGCUUUUGUUUUUCUUCAUCCAUUUAAUUCUCAUUUUAUUGAUCAAAAUAUUUUUGAGAAGAAUAAUAUUAAACCAAUUUAUAUUUCAUCUCCAUUAUUUGAUUUAAUUUCUCCAAUGAAAUUAAUUAAUUCUAAAGUAUUACAAGAAAUUAUUAUUAAAAAUAUUUCUACUAAAAGUAUGUUUUGUUUUAAUGCUUUAUAUACUAUUUGGGGAAUGUCUGAAGAAACUAUUCAAUCUUCUUUUCAACAAUUUUUAAAUUCAAAACCUCAACAAAUUGUUUCUUUAAUUCAAAAUAAAAUUGACCCUUUUAUUUUACCUCCAAUUAAUGAUCGUAUUACUCAUUUUUCUUUUGCUCAUAUGAGUAGAGCUAAUGCUGAUAUUCUUCGUUCUAUUAUGGAUACUCCUGAAUUUAAGAAUAUAACAACAAAACCAAUUCAAUAUUUAUUUUUUACUUCAAAAAUUCCUUCUCUUAUUGAAUUAGUGAUUCCUUGGUUUACUUCUUCUAAAUAA